AUGGGAGCACGGCGCUGUGACAAUGACCAGUGUGUGGAGGAGAGAAUAAUCCACUCAGACAACAAUGACGCGGCGUGGAAACAGGAGGAGGGGCCUGAGAACCUCCUGCUCGGGCUCCAGCAGAGGCCUGCCAAUUGUCCCUCGGCCUGGUCCCUGGUCCAGAUGGCCGGCCUGGACUUCAUAGAGUGGCCCUUAUACCAGGCCCACACUCGCAUGGGGGGGAGAGGGGGGAGGGGGGAAGUGGAGGAGAGCGAGGUGAGAGCGGAGUGUGUCCUGUGUGUGAGAGAUGUAACAACAACAAUCACGCUUCAAAAAACGCCGUGUGUGGGAGACGACACCUCCAGCUUUCAAAUCCACAGAAUCCUGUCAGCGUCCGCGGUGGAAGUGUGUCCCCCACGUGUGCCUCCCUCACCCCAGCGUCCUGCCCCUCUGUGGGGUCAGGACGUUCCCAGGCACACUGACCCCCUCCCCCGCCCUCCCCCUCCCCAGACGACUCCACCUGCUCCCAUGAGGCCUGAGGCAUUGUCCAGGGACCCUAAACAGCCCAUUGAUCGUGUGGCAGCUCCUUCUCUGCGCCUGAUUGGCCGGAGGACUGUGAGAAAGUGCGGCGAACCCAGAACCCACACGCUCCGCGGCGCUGGGAGGAGUAUAAAUACAGGACAGAGAGAGCAGGACGACAGACGCUCCUCUCGCUCUCUCUCACUGCACUGCGAUGGCUCCCACUGUCUCUGCAUCGUGCUCCAAGGAAACCAUGGCUUCAGCUCAUAA
This is a messenger RNA of Knipowitschia caucasica, 768 nucleotides long. Lineage: Eukaryota; Metazoa; Chordata; Actinopteri; Gobiiformes; Gobiidae. The record is from the annotation of a GenBank genome assembly.